Penicillium cinerascens is the source of this 1242-nucleotide messenger RNA. RefSeq names its product CAZyme family GT90. The coding region runs from base 1 to 1242 and encodes 413 amino acids. Lineage: Eukaryota; Fungi; Ascomycota; Eurotiomycetes; Eurotiales; Aspergillaceae. The transcript has 2 exons. The record is from RefSeq and is a predicted model, not a curated record.
AUGAAAUUCACGCAGCAGCGCCAGUGCUUAAUAAUUGCGCCUUACAUUCUGCUAGCAUUGGGCCUCUUUACAUACUGGCGACCGCAACGCAAAGUUCGGAAUCAGGGUCCUGUGUUCACUAGUGAGCCUCACGGGCAACAUCGGUUCGAUGGGUCGUGGAACUAUGAACGCGAUAGGAACAACCUGCUUCUCACGCAUGGUCAAUGUGACCAGGCAUUCCCGGGGCUGUUUGCCGAAAUCGAUCGCGUGAAAGAAGCUCGAUCUUUACAUACGAUUACCGCGAAGGAAAUCGACACUGCGACAUCGCGGAGUGGAACUAUUCGAGCAAUGCUUUAUGAUCAGCAGCUGUAUAUAAUUACAAAAGAACGUACCGUCGGGUUGCGUGGAAUGGCAACUCUCGCUGCCAUCAACCGGGCAGUUAUCACCUCAUCCGAGCCAUUGCCAAACAUCGAAUUCGGGUUGAAUAUAGAUGACCAGAUUGAAGAUGUCGCUCUAUGGGGUACUGUACGACGCCCGGAAGAUGAAUCGAUAUGGCUGAUCCCCGACUUUGACUACUCGUCAUCUGACAAGAGUAGCUCUAUCAAGGAAACCCUUCUGAAGGUUGAAAUUGCAGAGAAAGAAGAUGCCUUAACGUGGGAAAAUAAGACAAAUCAAUUACUCUGGCGCGGUGACAGAAGAAAAGAACCCGACUUCCGCGAUCAACUCGUCAAACUCAUCAAUGGGAGGCCAUGGGCGGAUGUGAAGGAUUUUAGGGUUGAAGCGAAAGGAAGCAUGGAGAACCAGAACAAAAUUCUUCCAGAGCACUGCAAUUACAAGUUCAUUGCACAAACCGAGGAAAAAUCGGACUCGGGACUCAAGCACCUGCAAAUGUGCCGGAGCGUGGUAGUUUCGGAUAAACUAGAUUGGGUGCAGCACUACUAUCAUCUGCUGCGGUCAUCUGGCUCCCAGCAGAACUUUGUCGAAGUCGAGCACGAUUGGUCAGAUCUUGAAGAGAAAAUGGAAUGGCUGCUGAAUCACGACAACGAUGCCAAGCGCAUCGCGGAUAACAGUGUGAAGAUCUUCCGUGAGCGCUAUCUCACGCCGGCGGCUGAGGUAUGUUACUGGCGUCGGCUGAUCCAAGAAUGGGCUAGAGUCAGUGACUUUGAGCCCGAGCUUUAUGAAGAAUACGAUGGCAAAAAGUCAUGGAGAGGGGUGGAUGUUGAAAGAUUUUUCCUGAUGCAGUCAACGAGGUGGGAAUCAUAA